Molecule: messenger RNA, 885 nt
Organism: Trypanosoma grayi
Lineage: Eukaryota; Euglenozoa; Kinetoplastea; Trypanosomatida; Trypanosomatidae
Product: putative NAD synthase
Exons: 1
Coding region: 1-885 (294 amino acids)
Biological process (GO): NAD+ biosynthetic process
Cellular component (GO): cytoplasm
Molecular function (GO): NAD+ synthase (glutamine-hydrolyzing) activity; glutaminase activity
Source: RefSeq, a predicted model, not a curated record
AUGAGUUCAGUUUCUACCCUCUGCAAGGAACUUCAAGAAAAGCUCGAGGAGUACCGCAUCCAACGUGCCUUUUCGCCGGCUACAUGGAUUGAGAACAAAUGUACAAAGCUUAAUGAAUAUAUGGCGAAGAGCGGCCUCAAGGUGUGCGUUACGAGCGUCUCGGGUGGGAUUGAUUCGGCGGUCGUCCUGGCGUUGUGCGCACACGCUCAGCGCAUGCCCAACAGCCCCAUUGUGAAGAAUGUCGGUUUGUGCCAGCCAAUCUGCAGUAGCGCAUGGGCACUUGAGCGGGGACGGGAGAACAUACAGUCCUGCGGUGCGGAGAAUCUUGUCAUUGACCAGACGGCACUCCACCAGCAGUUGUCGAAGACCGUCGAGGCAGCUGUGCGUAUUGAAGGGAAGGACUUCGCACGUGGGCAGCUGCGCAGCUACAUGCGCACCCCCGCAGCGUACUAUGUGGCGCAGCUGUAUGGGCAGGAAGGCACCCCUGCCAUCGUGAUGGGCACGGGAAACAUGGACGAAGACGGCUACUUGGGCUACUUCUGCAAGGCAGGUGACGGCGUCGUGGAUGUGCAGCUAAUUUCGGACCUCCACAAAAGUGAGGUCUUCAAGGUGGCAAGAGAGCUUGGCGUUCCAGCGAACACCAUUCAAGCGCCACCUUCUGCAGACUUGUGGCACGGGCAAACCGACGAGGAGGAGCUUGGCUUUCCGUACGCUUUUGUUGAGCUCUUUACUGGAUGGUUCGCUCACCUUGGAGAGGGUGAGCAGCGUGCGUUCGAGCAAUCCCUCUCAUCGGCGGCGCGUGAGCAGUUUAAAACCUUUAGGGCCGCGUGCGAGAAUGUACAUCGCCGCAAUGCCCAUAAACUCAAAGGCGUCAUCAAUCUAUAG